AAACGAAGGGAAAACGCAUAAAUUUACAGUAUGGUACUGCAAGUGAGAGAAAGAGUCAAUGCGCAAGAAUAGGGGAAAAACUCCAUAGAUCAAACAGUACUAGAGAGACAAUCACGUUUUUUUUGUUCAAAAAAGAAAACAAAAUGCCAUGAACAAACCAAUCAAAGAGAAGAAGAAACAUCGAAAACCCACAGAUUUUGACUGCCCUCCCCCAAUAAUGUUCAAGUCUGCUACUUGCCAUUCUGGGCAGCAGUGUUCAUCCCCCCUCCUCUCUCUCUCUUUCUACAUCUUUCUCUCUCAAUCUCUUCUUGGGUGGUGCCAGCACGUUACCCGUUGCGUAUUGGCCUUUCAUGCCAAAUAAUCAUCCUCUGUUUCUGUCCUUGAAUACCUUACCAGACUUGUUUUCAUGGAUGUUUUCAGGCAGUAUUCAUUUCUAGGUGAAAUUUUUUUUGAGCUUUGUUUUUGUACAUUUUAACAGUAGAAAAACGUUACCUACCCAUUGUCUCUUUCAGUGAGAGAGAGAAGAGUUGCUCUACUUACAGGCUUUCAUGGAGAUUUUCAGAGACUCUUGGGUGCUAGGUGUGUAGAGAAAAGCUGCCUAUUUUCGAAUAUCACUUCUAGAGAGAUAGAGAUGGAUAGUAGUCUUAGUGGGUCUUCUGACAAAGAUCAGACUUCAAUGGAUGAGACUGGAAGUUCUCGCCCAAAACCCAUUUCGAAUUUGAACCCGAUCGAGCUUGAAAAUGGGGUGAAUCCAGCACGUGUCACCCAAAAUUGCAGAGAAGUCUCUGGCCUUAAGGUGAAUUGUGAGAAGAAAAAAGGUAGGGGCUCAAAGUGAUAGGAAUAUGGAAAUGAUUUCAGAGUUUGGUUUGUCUAAUAAAGGCUCCGAGACUGGUCCUGAGAUGUGUUCAGGGGUUGGGUACUACAUUAUUGAUGUGAAAUGUGCUGGAGAGGGACAUGUUGAGAAAGAAAGGGUGUGUAGAGUUUGCCAUUUGAGUUCGGAUAACCAAUCUUCUGUUACUGAUUUGAUACAGCUUGGUUGUGAGUGUUUGAAUGAUCUAGCCAUUGCUCAUCGUCGUUGUGCAGAGGCCUGGUUCAGGAUCAAAGGAGAUAAGCGCUGCGAAAUAUGCGGCGUUGUUGCGGAAAAUAUAAAAGGAGUUGGAAGUGGCAGCUUUCUUCUAGAGUGGAACCACACUGGAGGAAACAAUAGAGGCCAUGGAGAGGCUAAUGGCUUGUGGAGACGUCAGCCUCUCUGUACAUUUGUAAUGGCUUCUGUGGUCAUAUCCUUUGUUCUACUCUGGUUCUUCAGAGUAGAUACAUAGAUGCAGCUCUAAAGCCAUUUGGUACGCAAGUUUAUGCUUUUAUUCACAGUAAAGUGAACCAUCCACAGCUUGUGCAUGGUAUUUUUUUGUUUUUUUUUUAGUUUUUUGAGCAAUCCUGUGUACGGUACGUCGAUACACAGUUUGGGCAUACACCAUCAUUUCUCAAUGAUUGGAAGGUGUGGAUUGAUCAUAUUGCAGUCUCUGCAUGUCUUGUGUAUGGUUGGUGGGUGCCCUGGCUAUGUGUCAUGCACCAUACACAGGCUGUGUUUGGUUUGCUUUCUGAUUGUUCUGUUCCUCACGUGCUACUCUUUCAGUUGGAGCCAUCGAUGUCAGAUUGUGUUGGGGAGAUCAUGAGACAUUCUAUUUUUGAGAGGGAGAGAUUCAUUUGUACAUCAUACUACAUGAGAGGAUUUGAAAGUCCAACCUUGGUUAUGUUAAAAUCUGGUUACUCAAACAAAACUUAUUUUGAUGGCUUCGAAUGGUACCCAGGUUAUGUAAAUCUCAUGUUGGAUCA
Amborella trichopoda is the source of this 1833-nucleotide messenger RNA. RefSeq lists its product as uncharacterized. The record is from RefSeq and is a predicted model, not a curated record. Lineage: Eukaryota; Viridiplantae; Streptophyta; Magnoliopsida; Amborellales; Amborellaceae. Gene Ontology annotation, molecular function: zinc ion binding.